This is a messenger RNA of Abrus precatorius (Indian licorice), 1635 nucleotides long. RefSeq names its product calcium-dependent protein kinase 17-like. Gene Ontology annotation, molecular function: ATP binding; calcium ion binding; calmodulin binding. The record is from RefSeq and is a predicted model, not a curated record. Gene Ontology annotation, cellular component: cytoplasm; nucleus. The transcript is spliced from 8 exons. Gene Ontology annotation, biological process: intracellular signal transduction; protein autophosphorylation; peptidyl-serine phosphorylation. NCBI's taxonomy places the organism in Eukaryota, Viridiplantae, Streptophyta, Magnoliopsida, Fabales, Fabaceae. The coding region runs from base 1 to 1635 and encodes 544 amino acids.
AUGGGCAACUGUUGCUCUCAGGGGCCCGCCGAUGCUCCGGAAGCGGCCGGGAAUGCCGCUGUGGACGACAAGGAAGAGACAAACCAACAAGGUAGCAACCAUGACAACAACAAUGAUAACGAUGAGCCUUCAACAAACCCCACUACCCCACCAUCAACCUCAAAGCCACCGUCCUUGAAAUCACCACCCUCCACGAAACCCUCAAAACCGGCCGCCAUUGGCCCUGUCCUCGGCCGGCCAAUGGAGGACGUGAGAGCGACGUACACCAUUGGGAAAGAGCUCGGAAGAGGCCAAUUCGGUGUAACACAUUUGUGCACACACAAAGCAACUGGUCAACAAUUUGCAUGCAAAACUAUUGCAAAGAGGAAGCUUGUGAACAAGGAGGACAUAGAAGAUGUGAGAAGAGAGGUACAAAUCAUGCACCACUUAACGGGUCAACCUAACAUUGUGGAACUUAAAGGUGCAUAUGAGGAUAAACAAACGGUGUAUUUGGUCAUGGAAUUGUGUGCGGGUGGUGAACUUUUUGAUCGUAUCAUUGCUAAGGGACAUUACACUGAGCGUGCUGCGGCUUCAUUGUUGAGAACCAUUGUGCAAAUAGUUUACACUUUUCAUGGAAUGGGGGUCAUUCAUAGAGAUCUUAAGCCCGAGAAUUUCCUCUUGUUGAAUAAGGAUGAAAAUGCACCCCUCAAGGCCACCGAUUUUGGUCUAUCCGUUUUUUAUAAAGAAGGAGAGACGUUCAAAGACAUUGUUGGUAGUGCAUAUUACAUUGCUCCUGAGGUCUUGAAGAGGAAAUAUGGGCCAGAAGUAGACAUAUGGAGUGUUGGUGUCAUGCUAUACAUUCUUCUUUGUGGUGCCCCUCCAUUUUGGGCAGAAUCUGAACAUGGUAUCUUCAAUGCCAUCCUAAAAGGCCACAUAGACUUUACAAGCGAUCCGUGGCCUUCAAUUUCACCUGCAGCAAAAGAUCUUGUAAGGAACAUGUUGAAUUCAGACCCCAAACAAAGACUUACAGCACAGGAAGUUUUAAAUCAUCCAUGGAUCAAGGAGGAUGGAGAAGCACCAGAUAAACCACUUGACAAUGCUGUAUUGAAUAGGCUCAAACAAUUCAGAGCAAUGAACCAAUUCAAGAAAGUUGCUCUAAGGGUUAUUGCUGGAUGUCUAUCGGAAGAAGAAAUCAUGGGGUUGAAGGAAAUGUUUAGGGGGAUGGACACUGACAACAGUGGAACCAUUACAAUUGAAGAGCUCAAGCAAGGUCUUGCAAAGCAAGGAACAAAGCUAACAGAACAAGAAGUUAAGCAAUUAAUGGAAGCUGCUGAUGCUGAUGGCAAUGGAACCAUAGAUUAUGACGAAUUCAUCACAGCAACAAUGCACAUGAACCGAAUGAACAGAGAAGAACAUCUUUACACUGCCUUCCAAUACUUUGAUAAAGAUAACAGCGGGUUCAUUACCACUGAAGAACUAGAACAAGCUCUCCGUGAAUAUAACAUGCAUGAUGGCAGGGACAUCAAGGAAAUCCUUCAAGAAGUUGAUGGAGAUAAUGAUGGGCGCAUUAACUAUGAUGAGUUUGCGGCAAUGAUGAGAAAAGGAAACCCUGAAGCUAUGACUAAGAAGAGGCGUGAUUCAUUGCCAUUGGUUUAG